AUGCUUCUACCUAAUACUCCUAUUGAUAUUCAUAAAUAUAUUUUAUUCCUUCUCCUGACACUCUGUUCCUUGUUACACCUUAGCGAGGGUGUUCGAUGGAGAGCCGGAGGAUGCUCUUCUGUCGAUUCUAAAAAACCAUGUUUCUGCUCAGGAACACACAAUGGACGUAGUAUGGCAGGUUCCAUGAAUCGUUUCGAAGACAUGAAGGCCAUGUAUGAGAAUUGUACUCGAAUAUCGGCAAACUUAGAAAUCACUCAUCUCACAGCUGAAACAUUGGGAUGGAAUCGAUCCAUGAUGGCCAAGCCUCUCACCAUAUUCGACCAUAUUGAAGAAGUGAAAGGAUAUAUCUUGAUAUACAACGUUGAUUUAUCUAUUCUAUCUUUCAAGAAUUUAAAAAUCAUUUGGGGUGAUGAGUUGCUGGAUGAGAACACAAGAGAUGGUGCUUUAACAAUCAGCAAUAACCAUAAUUUGAAGGAAGUUCUGAUGCCAAACCUUCGAACUGUCGAGAAAGGGAACAUACAUAUAGAGAACAACACUUUCCUCUGUUAUUUGAGAGACAAGGUUCUUUGGGAUGAAAUAUUAAAUUAUGAAGACUCGCGUCUGAUCGCUCGUCCGAAUGGCUUCAGACAAUGUGAUCACACAAAACUGGCAAGCAAUAUCAAGUGCAGUCCAGCUUGUGAGAAGGACCACUGCUGGAGUCGGGACGCUUCUCAAUGCCAGAAACUUUACCGAACGAUUUGUCCAGAAAAAUGCCAUUUAUCAAAGCAAUGCUAUCGUGUAAGAGAUACGGACGAUUACGACUGUUGUCAUGCUACUUGUGCCGGAGGCUGCACAGGUCCAACUGCACAAGACUGUUUGGCUUGCAAAGAGAAUUCAUACAAUGGAGUAUGUGUAUCGAAAUGUCCCGAACUCAUGGUUUAUGAUAGAAGAACAGCAACACGAAUCCCUAACCCCAACGGAACAUAUUUAUAUGACCGCUAUUGCGUUGAUAAAUGCCCAGACCAUUUAUUAAUCGAUGGGGAAACAUGUGUUCGACAUUGCUCUAUUGGUAAACAUCAUGAUAUGACAAAAGAAACACGAGAAUGCGAAAAAUGCAAAGGAGAAUGUCCGAAAGUUUGUUACGUUGAUCACCCGUUGACUGGCUCAAUCCUAAGGAAUCUGGUAGACUGUGAAGAGAUUGAUGGUUUCAUCGCUAUUUUAGAUUCUAAGAUGAGUUCAUCGGACGGAUACAGUGUUGAAGAUCUGUAUGCUCUGAAAUCAGUUCGAAUGAUAUCCGAGUAUAUCGUCAUCAGCACUGUACAUCUGUCUCCAAGGAACUUAUCGUUUCUAGAGAAUCUGGAGUUUGUGGAAGGACGUCAGCUAUCGAAUCGUCGUUACGCAUUAGAAAUAACUAAGAACGAUCUGUUGUCAUCGUUAGAUUUGAAAAGCCUGAAGACCAUCAAAAACGGACAUGUCAUCAUAGCUGAGAAUGUGGGACUAUGUUAUGUAGAUUCCGUCAACUGGUCCACAAUUUUAGCUAAUAACUCAGUCGCUAAGAUAAGUGAAAAUCAAUACCCGGAUCAAUGUGCGAAACGAGGAAAGCAGUGUGACAGUAUGUGCGAUUCUAAAUACGGUUGCUGGGGCAAAGGGCCAGGUAAAUGCCUGAAAUGCAGUGACUGGUCUUUGGAUGGAGUCUGUAUUCCAAGCUGUCCCAAGUUGGGAUACUAUCAGAAUGUAUCUUUGAAACAAUGUUUACCGUGUCAUGAAAACUGUCGGGAAUGCCUAGGUCCCAGCGAAUCGGAGUGUCUAUCUUGCAAACAGUUCUCACUCUUCGAUGAAACAUUUGGAAGUUUACAAUGCUUGUCUGAAUGUCCUGUAACUCAUUUUGGUCAGCAUGGUCAGUGUCUUUCAUGUCAUCCGAGCUGCCAAGAAUUCGGAUGUACGGGUGUUGCCGACUUCUUGGGCGAAGGGGGUUGCAAUAAAUGUACUUUUGCACUGAUCGACGAAAACAAAAACGUUGUGCGCUGUUUGUGGGGUUCAGAACACGAUAUUUGCCAAGAAAAUAAUUUGACAAAUUAUUUCGGAGCUCUGACUCCUAUCAUAGAAGGAGUAGAGAAAUCUUAUUGCGAGAAAUGUAACGAUGAGUGUACGACGUGUCGUUUCGGAGGCAAUUCAGGCAAACACGAUGAAUGUCUUUGCAAGAACUAUCUUGUGAUCGAAAGAAACGAAUCUCAUUGUCACUCGGAAUGUACCAGAACCACGUAUAUGACGAAGAAGAAAGAAUCCAAUGCAUAUGGAAUAUGUGAAGAAUGUCAUCAGUUCUGUGACCGUAACUAUGGUUGCGUUGGUGGAGCCGCAACAGAUUGUGCUCGUUGUGCCAAAGCGUCAAUUACUGUGAAUGAGACAAACGUAUGCCUUGCCGAAUGUCCCAUAUCAGCACCAUUCCUGGUUGAACCCGAAAUGACAUGCCAUAAGACUGAUAUUGAAAAAGCAAAGCGUCAACGUUUUUAUAUUUUUUUGACUAUGAUAGGGAUUAGUUUUCUCUUGGCCAUCGUUAUCAUAGGGGUGGUUUCUAACAAAAGCAGAAGAAUAAACAGCCGUUUGAAGAGGGAAUUGUUCGAAAAUGCUCCAACACUACCUGAGAGUAUUGAAAUGGAUCCAAGUUGCAGACCAAACUUGAGCAAAGUACAAAUCAUUCCCAUGUCAGAUCUGCAGGCAAAGAAUAAAGUGCUAGGGGAAGGGCAUUUCGGAGUAGUAUACGCGGGUUACUAUUUCCCUAAAGGAAUUGCCAGAAACGAAAAGUUACCCGUUGCCAUCAAACUACUUCGUAGUGUUUCACCUGAACAGGAUAAGCAAGUUCUUGAAGAAGCAGCCACAAUGGCUAGACUACGACACCAGAACUUAUUGGGCCUGGUUGGUGUUUGCUUGAGUCCAGAUGGAAUCCAAUUGAUAACUUUACUUCGGCCGUUAGGAUGUCUGCUUGACUUCUUGAGGAAGCAUAAGAAUCAUUUAUCCGGGAAGGAUCUUUUAUCAUACUGCUACCAAAUAUCUUGUGCCAUGAAGUAUCUCUAUGAUAACCGGAUCGUUCACUUGGAUCUGGCUGCUAGAAACGUACUUGUGAAGAACGCUCAACAUGUGCAAGUUACUGACUUUGGUUUAUCCAAGUUAUUAAACUAUGGGGAGAACAAAGUAGAAAGAAAAGGAAAGGUCGCCUUCAAAUGGACUGCCUUGGAAGCUCUAACAACGAACAGCUUCAGUCACGCUACUGACGUCUGGGCAUUUGGGGUGACGUGUUGGGAAAUUUUGACAUUUGGACAGAGUCCAUACCAAGGAAUGGAUUCGAAUAGUCUUGUGAGAUACUUGCAGAAUGGAAAUCGGUUGAGCCAACCAAACAAUUGUAGUAUAGAAGUUUAUCAGCUUCUCAUCCAAUGUUGGGUUGUCAACCCCGAAUCACGUCCCACAUUCCUUUUACUUAGCGAUCGUUUCCGAGAGUUCUGCAGAGUUCCCACGCUGUAUGUAGUCUUAAACACGAGUUCAAUACAAGGAGAGCUUCAUGAAGGUAAUCAGAUAGAUCUGAUCCGUGAAAUAUUCUCGGAUUCUGAUUCACAAUUCGAUGAUCAAAUCAUGAAUCCCGAAGACUAUAACUCUUUGAAUUUGGAUUCCCCUUCACCUUUCCAAAAUCCUGCACCUCGUAACAUAAGGCGUAAUACUUCCAGUGGUUCAAGACGGUAUCAGCCUGAUCCUGUAUCCAGACCAAUGUUAGAUAACGUUUCGGAGGAUAUUCAAGAAUACCCAGGAGGAGAGUAUCUGGUACCGAUACUCAAGAGCAAGGGACAACCAGAUGCAACCAUGUAUACAGCAGUUGUUAGUAGUGAAGGUGAACCAGAGUUGAUAAAUCCACAUGACUACUACAAUUGGACGAAUGGACCGAACCAUGAUUACUAUAAUUGCGCCACCUCAGAAAAUAAGAAGGAGUCUGAUGUCCCUGUUGACAAAGAAAGUUGUUUAUGA
Molecule: messenger RNA, 3990 nt
Organism: Auanema sp. JU1783
Lineage: Eukaryota; Metazoa; Nematoda; Chromadorea; Rhabditida; Rhabditidae
Source: the annotation of a GenBank genome assembly